Molecule: messenger RNA, 774 nt
Organism: Morchella importuna
Lineage: Eukaryota; Fungi; Ascomycota; Pezizomycetes; Pezizales; Morchellaceae
Exons: 1
Coding region: 1-774 (257 amino acids)
Biological process (GO): mitochondrial translational initiation; ribosome disassembly
Cellular component (GO): mitochondrion
Molecular function (GO): translation initiation factor activity; ribosome binding
Source: RefSeq, a predicted model, not a curated record
AUGUCUGUACGACAUCUCUUCCGGCGGUCCCUUUUAUUCUGCCAACAACCGUUGAGGCCACCCUCAAUAGUAUUCCGGGCAAUCCCAGCUUUCCCGCUCGCCAACAAUUCACUCUUACCCAUCCCCCGCCGCCGCACACUGGUCGAUCUCGCCCACUGCCCCCGCGACGAGGACAUCCUAAAGAUAAGUCCGCAAAUCCAGUUGAUCGAUGCCGAUGGUCAAUUCAAAGGGGUGCAAGCCCUGGAAAGUGUGCUUAGGUCCUAUGACCGGGAUAUAUACCACCUCGUGUGCAUCAACCCAGUUGCCGAGAACCCGAUCUGCAAGAUCAUCAUGAAGCAGACCCUGGUGGAGGCCUCAUAUAUGAUGGACAAGAAGAAAAAGACGGUCACUAAAGACCCCAGUAAGAUUGUCAAGGUAGUGGAGAUAUCAUGGGCCACUGCGGAAAAUGAUCUGGGACACAAGAUCAAGAAGAUGGUUGAGUUUAUGCAGAGGGGGAACAGGGUUGAAGUGGUGCUCGGAAUCAAAAAAGGCAUGGCGAAGCAGCCGCUAGGAAAGAUGGCUGAGCUGCUUACCCGAAUCAGGGCAGAAGCAGAGCCGUAUGGGAGGGAGUGGAAGGCACCCGAUGGUGCCGUCGGAAUGCAGUAUAUAAUAUACUUCGAAGGACAUAGACCGAAGGAGGAGCCGAAGCCAGUGGAGGAGCCAAUGGGUCCUAUAAAGAUGAAAGCAAAGUUUGCAAAGAUCAACGAGGAACGAAGGCUGAGAUACGAAAAGUGA